Molecule: messenger RNA, 1833 nt
Organism: Colossoma macropomum (tambaqui)
Lineage: Eukaryota; Metazoa; Chordata; Actinopteri; Characiformes; Serrasalmidae
Product: docking protein 3
Exons: 5
Coding region: 154-1425 (423 amino acids)
Biological process (GO): positive regulation of MAPK cascade; cell surface receptor protein tyrosine kinase signaling pathway
Cellular component (GO): cytoplasm
Source: RefSeq, a predicted model, not a curated record
AGAGAACGAGAGACGCUACGAGAGAGAGACAGAUGUAACUGACAGAGAUACAAGAGAGGAACUGUAACGAGAGCGAGAGAAAGAGAGAGACAGAAAGAGAGAGAGAGAUAGCAAAAGAGCUAAAGAAGAGAAAAUUUGUUCUGCUGAUGAACGAUGGAGGAAGACAUCAGAAAGAAAGGAAUGAUCUAUCAACUACAGCACCGCUUCGGAAAGAAGUGGAAGAAGGUGUGGUGUGUGCUGCUGGCUGACAGCAUGAACAGCGUGGCCCGGCUGGUGCUCUACGAGUUCAGGCAGGUGUCGGUGAAGGAAGACCAUGGUGGGAAGAAGACCGAGACUAAAAAGGUGAUCCUGCUGCGGGACUGCAUUCAGAUCACAGAGAGCAAGAGCGGGGAGUGUCCGAAAAACUGUAGCACCUUCCAGCUGGAAACCACCAACAAACUGUACACGUUUGCUGCGAACGAGCCAGACGUCCAAAGCUGGAUCACGGAGCUGUGCAAGCUGGCUUUCCCAUUGAACCAAGCUGAGAGCAGAUUAGCCGGGCAGGGCAGUGUCCUUCAUCCUCCUGUGAGAGAUCACUCGGCCGUGGAGAUGAAGGAAAACUCUCUCUAUGAGACCGCCGCCAGCGUGCGAGAUUUCCUGGUCAUUGCGAUGGACACAGAAGCGGCAAUCCGGUGUAAACUGUACGGCGAAUACAUUCUGACCCCACAUAAUGACUGCAUUCUCCUAAAGGACCAUAAAACCAAACAGGUCAUCCUCUCCUGGCCGUACUGCUUCAUCCGGAAAUUCGGGCAGGACAGGCUGUCGUUCUCCUUUGAGGCUGGUCGCAGGUGUCAAAGUGGUGAGGGAAGCUUUGAGUUUACCACCAACAAUGGCGAACGGAUCUUCAGAAUCGUCAGCGACGCCAUCCAGAACCUUCCGUCAGCUGAGAAACCGGGUAAUAAACCCAAAAACUCUAAAAAAGCGGAUCCCGUUCCACAAAGCAUGGAUGACAUGUGUGUUUACAGUAUAGUAAACCCCAUGCUAUCUGACAGUGCAGGUCAGGACGCCAUGCUUUCUUCUGGCCCAAAGCAACGCUCAUUAAAAAAACUGACCCCAACCUUCAGGAGCUUGUCACUGAACUCCAUUGAACCUCCAAACAAGGGCCAAGUAAGGAGCAUCAACAGCUGCCCUUCUUCUACUUCCUCUUCGAUCCCUCAGGUCCAGGAGCCACUUUAUGCUAGCAUUAGCAAACCUCGAGGUCAAAAUGAGUCAAAAAAUGAUCAAAAAGCCCACCAGCAUGGCAUCAAAGACUACAUACACCAGCUUGGUCCACUGCCUGAUCCUCUGGAGAGCUUGACCUAUUCUCAAGAAGAACCCAUAGAAACAUCUCAGAAGGACCUGCUGGGAUCUGUCUAUGGACCUUCAAUCAGAGGACUACAUUGCUGAAGCCAUUUACGCAGAACCAGAAGAAUAUGAGGCCAGGGCUCCCUGGGAGGUGAUCAGCGCUUAUAACCUCCCAGAGGAGAUAGAGGACGAUAAAGAUGAUGAGAAAAAUGGAGAAGAACAUGAGGACUAUAAGCCAGAUGGAUUCUCCACCUAUGACAACCUGAUGAGUAGAGGAAAGAUAUAAUUUUGUGCUAAAGGCCUUAAGCUAGUGUCCCUUUAUUGCUAUGUUCAUAAUCAGAAUAUCAUUAAUGUCAAAAGAAAAGCUAACAUCUACAAAACCGUAUCCAGUGAUUUGUCAAAAUUUCUGCAUAAUGAAAGUGUUAAGAUGGAAACAAAGUCAUUCAGAGUGGUUUGGUGUGAAAUGCUCCUUUGUAGAGAGCAAGUUAUUACAUGAAAUGAGUAUGAAUA